Alternaria postmessia is the source of this 708-nucleotide messenger RNA. RefSeq lists its product as uncharacterized. Lineage: Eukaryota; Fungi; Ascomycota; Dothideomycetes; Pleosporales; Pleosporaceae. Gene Ontology annotation, molecular function: carboxylic ester hydrolase activity; palmitoyl-(protein) hydrolase activity. The coding region runs from base 1 to 708 and encodes 235 amino acids. Gene Ontology annotation, cellular component: cytoplasm. The transcript has 4 exons. The record is from RefSeq and is a predicted model, not a curated record. Gene Ontology annotation, biological process: protein depalmitoylation.
AUGUCCCACAAGGCACCUUUGGUCGUUCCCGCGCUCAAGCGACACACAGCCACUGUCAUCGUGGCGCAUGGGUUGGGCGACAGUGGGGCUGGCUGGAUAUUCCUCGCGGAGAACUGGCGCAGACGAAGCAAGUUCGAGGAGGUCUCGUUCAUCUUCCCCAAUGCUCCGAGCAUCCCAAUCACGCUGAACAUGGGCAUGCGCAUGCCAGGAUGGUACGACAUCAAGUCACUGAGCACUCUCGAUGACCGAGAGGAAGACGAAAAGGGCAUCGUCGACUCCCAGAAGUACUUCCACUCCCUCAUCGACCAAGAGGUCGCAAAGGGCAUACCCGCCAACCGCAUCGUCGUCGGCGGCUUUUCCCAAGGCGGCGCCAUGUCACUGCUGUCCGGUGUGACUUACAAAGACCAGCUCGGAGGCAUCUUCGGCCUGAGCUGCUACCUCCUGCUGCAGAAGAAGAUCAAAGACAUGAUUCCGACCGAGAACCCCAACCAGAAGACGCCCAUUUUCAUGGGCCACGGCGACGCCGAUCAAGUCGUUGCGCACAAGUGGGGAAAGCUGAGUGCUGACGAGCUCGAAAAGCACGGGUUCAAGGUCGACUUCAGGACUUACAAGAACCUGGUGCACUCCGCCGAUCCUGAUGAGAUCGAUCACCUCGAGUCCUACCUCAACCAACAAAUCCCCGCCCUCGGCGACAAGUCGGAACUCUGA